Molecule: messenger RNA, 1586 nt
Organism: Cottoperca gobio
Lineage: Eukaryota; Metazoa; Chordata; Actinopteri; Perciformes; Bovichtidae
Product: zinc finger protein 773-like
Exons: 3
Coding region: 111-1094 (327 amino acids)
Source: RefSeq, a predicted model, not a curated record
CUGCUCCACACUCCAGGCGGCGGUAAUGCAGCAAAUCCCUGGUGACCAACCGCCAAGAAACAUCAAAGAAGAAGAAGAAGAAGAAGAAGAAGAAGAACCACCUGUGGAAAAUGUCGAGACUCGAGAAUGUGAAAGUCUUCGUCUCCCAGCGGCUAACUGCGGCUGUCGAGGAGAUCAUCGGGCACCUGGAGGUAACGAUAACCGAGUUUGAAAAGGAGAUGGAGUUCCGCCACCGUAAGAUGCUGGAUACGGUUUUAAAACCUGAAGACAAGCUGCAGACAGAAGUGUUUUCUGAAGAAGGCCAGCAUCAGUUGGUGAUAAAAGAAGAGUGGCAGGAGUGGAGCCCCAGCCUGGACCCGGAGCCCCCACGUAUUAAAGAGGAACAGGAGGGUUUCUGGAGCAGCCAGGAGGGCAGGAGCCAGCUGCAAGGACUGCAGGAGGAGGAUACAGAGUUCCCAUCCACUACUUUUAUUGUGAAGAGUGUAGAUGAUAAAGAGAAAGCUCAGUUCUCACAGCUUCAUCAAAGACACAGUGAGGACAGAGAGGCAGAGCCUCAGCCCAGCAGCUCAGCUGAGCAGAUGAAAACAGAAGCUGCUGGAGAAGACUGUGGAGCACCAGAACCACACAAGGUCUCAGUGUCUGGGUUUACAUGUCUAUCUGGAGCUGAUGACAAGAUUCCACACUCUCCUGAAGCUGUGACUAAAGACAGUGGGGAAGAUUCGAAGGAGGCCAGGAAACCUCCGACAGAUUUAAAUACUAUGAACAAUAAAGUUAGUGUAAGUGAUUUGGGACGUUAUACUGGAGUUAAAUCUUUUAGCUGCUCAAAAUGUGGCAAAAGAUUUGGCCAGAAACACCAUCUCCACACACACAUGAGAUGCCAUACUGGAGAGAAACCCUUUAGCUGUUCUCUUUGUGGUAAAAGAUUUACUCAGAAAGGAAACCUGACACAACACUUGACCGUGCACACGAGGGAGAAACCAUGCAGCUGUCCUGUUUGUGGUGAAAGAUUUGCACAAAAAGGAAACCUGACACAACACAUGACCGUCCACACGAGGGAGAAACUUGUUGGUGAGAGAUGGACAAAAGGCUUCUGAGAAGGCAGAUGUGCAUUUAGGACAAACGAUUCAGUAAACAGUCGCAUUAAAAGUCCAAAGUGAUGGCAGCAGCAGAUGAAGGCAGCACGCUGUUGGUUGAGGUCUUCAACAUUAGUGAGUAGGCGCAGGCGGUACUACGGUACACCAGGGUAUCGGUGGGAGAGAGCGUGUGUGACUGUUGCUGUGACGAGCAGGAAGUACGUUACUAUGUGAGUCCACACAGCCUGUGUGUCAGACUGCAGCGCCACUCAAUCAGCUGUGUCUAGCAACAUUUCCAGGUUGCCAUGGUGAUGGAGACUCCUCAAUCAGACAGUUAAUCUCAUAGAAAGCAAGUUGAGGUGCACCACUUCAGGUCAAAAACAUGAGUGCAAUAGCCAGACAUGAUUAUCACCAGAGAGAAAAGACUGUCGUUUAUUAUGUUUGUGGUAUCAAAUAUGUGAUGUUUGUAUUUGUUGGUGAAUAAAUGCUUCAACUCCUCAAGACCCAAUCCAA